This is a messenger RNA of Neohortaea acidophila, 735 nucleotides long. RefSeq names its product WW domain binding protein 11-domain-containing protein. The transcript has a single exon. Gene Ontology annotation, biological process: RNA processing. The record is from RefSeq and is a predicted model, not a curated record. The annotation marks the transcript as partial. NCBI's taxonomy places the organism in Eukaryota, Fungi, Ascomycota, Dothideomycetes, Mycosphaerellales, Teratosphaeriaceae.
AUGCCCAAAGAAAAGUCUGUCAACCCAGCAGCGGCGCAACGCAAAGCCGACAAGCAAAAAGAAAUCGCCAAGAGCAAGAAACAGCAGCAGGCGCAACGCAAUGAGAAACUCGCGCGCCGCAACCCGGAGCGGCUGCAAAGGCAGGUCGAUGAGUUGAAGGAGUUGGAGGCGAGGGGCACGCCGUUGAGGCCGAAAGACCAAGAGACAUUGAAGCAGUUGGAGAGGGAUUUGAAAGGAGUUCGGAGGGCGAGAGAAGCGCUGGGUGAGGCGGCACCCAAGUUCAGAGAGAGGAGAGAUGAUGCACCUGGCGGAAGAGGAGGAGAUGCGAGGACGGAGCAGAUGCAACGAAGACAGGGUCACCAGCAGCAGCACCUGGGCAAGAGGCGGCGCGACGCAGACGACGCGGAGAGCAAUAGCGAGGCGUCAGAUGCGGAAGUAAGAGACAUCCCAAUGCCGAAAGAUACGCCUCCGCCUAUACCUCAUACUGCACGACGGGGAGCUUCAAGACGAGGAGUACAAGAUGGGAGACGCGAGCCGCAUGCUCUACCCGCGAAACCGGUGCUGCCGCCGGCGCAAACGGUGUACAGCUCUGCGCCGCAGAUUAAAGAUCUCAAGAAGGAGGCGGCGCGAUUCGUUCCUGCUGCCGUGGCGGCGCAAAAGAGACGAAUGAAGGGCGAGGGGAGAUUGUUGGAGCCCGAGGAGGCGGAUCGCUUGGAGCAGGCGGGAUAUGUGGCU